Octopus sinensis (East Asian common octopus) is the source of this 5121-nucleotide messenger RNA. RefSeq names its product kazrin. NCBI's taxonomy places the organism in Eukaryota, Metazoa, Mollusca, Cephalopoda, Octopoda, Octopodidae. The coding region runs from base 1 to 2121 and encodes 706 amino acids. The transcript has 13 exons. The record is from RefSeq and is a predicted model, not a curated record. Gene Ontology annotation, molecular function: protein binding.
AUGCACACCUUACAGCAGGUUUCUGUAAAGAUUCAAUAUCUUUCUAACAACAAAGAACUUGUAAAUAUUUCAACUGAGUUACCAAUGACUGAGAUCAAAUACAAUUGGAAUGGUCUGUAUCUCAGUGGUCCACAAAACCAGAUUGUCCCAGUAUCAAGUGUAACACAUGAUUUCGCGUAUCUAAUUGAGAAAAACAAACAUCUUGAACUGCAAGUGUCCAAUCUUCUGCAAGAAUUAGAAGAUCUUCGUACGAUAAAGCAUGUUCCACAUGUCCAUCAAGCAGGCUAUGGAGAAUUAAAACUAGAUGUUAUCCAAAAGUCACAGGAUUUAAUCAGAGCUAAGGAUGCCUUACAAACCCUUAAAGCAGAUCGAAAACGCUUAAAAGCUGAGAAGCUAGAACUUCUAAAUCAGAUUAAAAAAUUAUACAGUACAUUAGAAGAAAAGGAAAAUGAAUUACGAGACUUUCUUCGAAAUUAUGAACAACAGAUAGCUGAAAAUGAUGAAAACAUGAGACAGUUGACUUCAGAAAAAGAACAUGUCGAAUGUGAAAAGUGGGAGAUCAUUAAACGGGCCCGAGAAGCUGCAGAAAGAUGUGUGAUGCUUCAAUCAAGACUUGAUUCAAAGGAACAAAUAAUCAAUCAGAUGAAACAAGAUUUACUUCAAUUAAAGAAUCAGUUCUCUUCGACUUAUAAAAUGCAGCCAAAUAACACGUCUGAUAUAUUUGAUAAUUCAAAGUGUUUGAAAGAAAGUCAAUCAGUGGAAGAGUUACUGUCACCUGAAAAAAAAUCAUCAGAAAAAUCUCUUGAAGAUAAUAAUUUAAAGCUCUCAAAUAAUAGUUCGUUAUUGAUAAUGGAAAACACUACUACGCCCUUACAAGCUAUGCUCAGUUCUAGCCAAGAAAAUUUUGAAAACCAGCUGAAAAACAAAAGGAAAAAACCCCUGGGAUCAUUAUCAAAGAUAUUUUCUAAAACCCGUAGCAGACACUCUAUUGCUGUGGCAAGUGAAGCCGAACUAGAAGAUUCCAGUGUAUUGAAUUCUCACAUUAGUUUACUGAAUACGGAAAACCUACAAGAAAAGUUAAACAUAGCAGAAAAACUGAAAGAGACUCACAUAUCCCAAUGGAAAGCUAAUCAAGUUUUAACGUGGCUAGAAGUGGUUCUGAAUAUGCCAAUGUAUGGCAAAAUGUGCUCUCAUAAUAUCAAAAGUGGAAAGGUCUUACUUGGUCUUAACGACUCAGAACUUGCCUCAGCUCUUUCUAUCACCAGUGCUAUGCACAGAAGGAAACUACGGAUGGCUAUUGAAGCACAACGGACCCCAUCUGAAGUGAAAUAUCUCAAAGCUGUUGAAAUCGACCAUAAUUGGGUCUCUGAAAAAUGGAUUCCUGACCUCGGUUUGUCUCAGUAUAAAGCAACAUUUGAAUUACAACUAGUUGAUGGCCGCAUGUUAAAUAAUUUGACCAAAAAAGACUUAGAGAAGUAUUUUGCAAUUCAUCGCAAAUUUCAUCAUGCCAGUAUACUUCAUGGAAUCGAACUUCUGAGGUCUUUAGAUUUUGACAAAGAAGCUUUACAAGAAAGGCAGAUCAAGUGUGAAGAAGAAAACACAGAUCCCCUUGUGUGGACAAAUGAUCGAGUUAUCAAAUGGAUAAAGUCAAUUGACUUGAGUGAAUAUGCUGACAAACUGAAGGAAACUGGAGUUCAUGGAGCACUAAUUGUUAUGGAACCAUCAUUUACUGCAGAGACGCUUGCAACAGCAUUAGGAAUCCCUCCAUCUAAAUCUUAUGUCCGGCGUCAUCUUGUUUCAGAACUUGAAGCCCUUAUAAAGCCUGCAAGAGAGGAGCUAGAAAUUACAGGUCUAAAAAGAAAAUCCGGUGGAGGAUCACUUGGUCGAUCUUUUACUCGAUCUUUCCGCUCUACCACAAGUAUUGAUGAUCUCACUCCCAAACCUCGAAUGAGCAUUAGGGGAUCCCUUGGGAAAGCAUUCAGUCGGAAAAGCAAACACUUUGAAUCUAAGGAUAACAAUAGUAUUGACACACCAGUAAGCAUUAAGCAAAAAAUCAUGGAUCCAGCAGCAACACAACAAAACCAAUCAAGUCCUCUUGAUUUCUCAUCUACAGCCGUGUGAUAGUGUCAAAGGCAGGCUAUCAAAUUCAUGUGCAAUUCUUUAAUCCUUUCUACUUGUUACAGCAAAAUUAAAACUAGUAGCUAAGUUCUAAGAUAACCAACAUUUUGUUAGACCCAAAGCUGUUCUUUUUUCUUUUUUUUUUUGGCCACAUUUUUAGUUUGUUAUAUUCUUUCAACUUGAAAUAUUUAUAACCAAUAUGAGAACUAAUAAAUACCAUGAGCUGAUAGCAAUAUUUAACCCUCUGUCUGUCCUGUGUAUCAUAUGCGAUACACACACCAAGUUUCCCUGGCGUCCAUGCAUCAUACAUGAUAUGCAUUCCCAAAUUUUUUCAACCAUAGAGUAACUUGGAAAGCUUUAUAUUACUGAGAAUGUAUAAAACAAGGGCCAACUAAAAGUCUGAGAUCAAGCAUGGGUGUUUAGGGCAAACUUAUGAAAAUGCUUUUGACAGGCAAAGGGUUAACGUUUGUUAUUUGGAAUAAUUAAAGAAGCCCAUUAAAUUAAUACCAGAGCUAAUUUUCUUGCCAAUCUCAUAAAUCAAGCAAUAAUUAAGUUUUAAGCAUAUUUUUCCCCCGCUUUUUUUAUAAUCCCAAAUAUAUUCUGAGACAAAACACAGAUUUAUUUUAAUCUUAGAAUUUUAAACAUUGCAAAAUAUCUUUUGCUUUUGUUGAAGAUAAAUUUUAUUUCCAUAUAUAAGGGUUUAUUAACCAUUUAUUGAAGAUAUCUUGUAGUAAAUUCAUAUAUCUCUCGACAAAAUUUAUAAAAGAACAUAAAAUAUUCCAAGAUUGUGAUGAAACAGAAUAUAAGAGAAACUGCAAAUAAAUAUAGGGAUAAUUAAAAUUUCUUGGAAAAUAUCACUUAAGGAAUAAUUAUGAGAAAAUUACCUUUAGAGGAAAAUUCUUAUUUAUAUAUAUAAAUAUGUUUAUAUUUAAAUUUUUAAACACAAUUUUAAACAUCAGAAAAUUUCUUCAUGUUUUCAAACUUAUUAAUGAACAUUUUUAGAUUACAGAAAUGCUCAAAAAAUCUGCAGGUGAAAGUUGCAACAGAACAGGAUACAUCCAUUCAGUCAGUGGUUCUUUUUAAGUCCAUUUUUUCAAGCUAGCUUAUGGUUUAGAUGAAUAUAUAAUGGCAUUUAUUUGUGUGUGUGUGCAUAUGUGUAUAAAUGUAUAUACGUGUGUGUAUGCACGUAUAUAUAUAUAUGUAUGUAUUUAUGUAUAUGUAUAUACACACACACACACACACAUAUAUACCAAGAGUACUAAAUGGUAAGGUAUAUUUCAUAGUCUUUUCUAAUUGUUUUUUUUUUUUCUUUAUUACAAAGAAUAUAGCUAACUUUGCAUUUUAGACAGGUUAUUCAAAACAAGAUGUUUCUAACCUAUAUAUAUUUUCUUUUUACUACAAAAUUCUAAUUUGGAAAAAUACAAUGAAGUCUGUACUUCGUUGAAGAAAUCAGAUUAGAACCAAAAAAAAAAAUAUGUCUACAGUUGUCUCCCUUACGUCCUGGAAAACGAAAAUAACGUUAAUCACAGUCUAAAGUUUUUUUCCGCUUUCUAUAUUUAUUUCUGGUUAUUAUUGGUCUUUUAAAGAUAUUAGCAAUUACUCUGCCUGCUUGGCUGAAAAAUGUCAUCUUUCUGUAUGGUAAUUUAGUCAUUGCUAUGAGCAAGUUGUGUAGUGUUUUUUGUUUCAAGUCCAUUCUUCACAAUUUAGUAUAAAACAAUGUUUUUCUCUUUCUGAUGAUCCAAUCAAAGUGAAGCUAAUUGCUAAGUAAUUUCGUUCACAUUCGUCUUCAGUGUUUUUGGCUUCUUCAUGUAUAAUGUACACAUUAUGGGUGAACACAAGCAAAAUUCAAUAUCAUUAGCAAUUAGCACUUGGACUGCUUUGAAAGGAUUAUUGACUUGUUCACUAUUUCUUUCAUCUGUUAUAAGAAAGGAAAUGAGAGAAUAACAAAGGGAUGAUGUAAGUACAGAAGAUCAGUUAAGCAUUGAAACCUCGUGUGUAAAUGAAAAUGGUGAUGAAAGAUGAAGCCUGUAUGAGCUAAAAACUCACCUAAAUUUUCGAUGAUAUUUUUGUUUACACAGUUUUUUUCUUUGUUUUAAACAUAGAUAAAUAUAUGUAGUGUGCUUCAGGGUAACUAUUACUGGGGAGAUAAUCUCUUUUUGAUUCAGUUAAAUUGAGGUGGAUUUUAAAAGUUUGGAAUUUAUAUCAAAAAGUAAAAAAGAAGGUGUAUACAGCGUACACAUUUUUUUCUGCGUAUUAUAAAGUUCUUAAAGUUUCUAUUUGUUGGUAGCCAUGUGUAGCACCAUUUCAUCUUUCUCUGAACUCAUCAGCAUGGCUUAACUUAAGACAAAAAAAUUAAACUGAAUUCAACAUUUCACAAGGUUAAACAUAUAGUUUUCUUAGAGACCUGAAGUACCUGAAAUUUAAAACCAUUAUUAUUAUUUUUAUCAUCAUCGGCAUCAGGAAGACUGGCUGAGGUGAUAAAUGCUGUGUUGUGUUAUUUAGUUAUACAUUGUUACAUAGUGAGUUCAAAUACUACAAGGGACUUCUUGGUUGUUCAUCACUCUGGGAUUAAUGAAAUAAAUACCAGUAAAAUACAGGGGUAAAUUUAAUUCAUGACUGUGUAGCAAUGUUAGAAAUCUAUAGUGUUAGGUAAUAGAUAGCAGAAUCAGUGGAUCACUAGACAAAAUGUCAUACAAUAACCAUUAUGCGGUUCAAAUCCUGUUGGAGUCAACAUGAUAAGUAGCAAGGAAAUAGUGGGGUGGAAAUCAUUCUUGUUAUAUUCUUGAAAAAAGAUACAUUAUCACCAUUUUCAGUGUUUAUAUUGGUAUAUACAUAUAAUUAUAUAUCAGAAUAUACAUUUUUUAUAUAUCAGUAUACAUACAUUGUGUAUGUAUAUAUAUAUAUAUAUAUAUAUAUCAGUACAUAAAUUAUCAUAUAUCAGUAUAUGCACUCUGUUGUUUUUCUAGUUGAUUGUUUAUUGGGUGAAUUGCUCUCCCAACAUCA